This is a messenger RNA of Salvia splendens (bonfire salvia), 1236 nucleotides long. Its product is annotated as protein ALP1-like. The transcript has a single exon. NCBI's taxonomy places the organism in Eukaryota, Viridiplantae, Streptophyta, Magnoliopsida, Lamiales, Lamiaceae. The coding region runs from base 1 to 1107 and encodes 368 amino acids. The record is from RefSeq and is a predicted model, not a curated record.
AUGGACGACCAUUUAUUACUAAAGAGGGCACGGGACGCCGAAGAGCCGAGCUCGGCGGGGCAGCCGCGCCUGUGGGUGAAGAGCCGGUCCAAUGCCUGGUGGGAGCAGGUGAGCAGCUCUGACUACCCGGACGAGGAGUUCCGGAAGUCCUUCCGGAUGUGUCGUGCGACGUUCGAUUUAAUCUGCGAAGAGCUGGAGCCGGCCGUGACGAAGAAGGACACGAUGCUCCGCCUCGCCAUCCCCGUGCCCCAGCGCGUGGCCGUGUGCCUGUGGCGCCUGGCCACAGGCGAGGCCCUCCGCGAGGUCUCGAGGCGCUUCGGCCUCGGGAUCUCCACCUGCCACAAGCUCAUCCUCGAGGUCUGCACCGCCAUCCGCGCAGUCCUCAUGCCCAAGUACCUCCACUGGCCCGACCCCGCCCGCACCGCCGCCAUCCAGCGCGACUUCGAGGCCUCCUCCGGCAUCCCCGGGGUAGGCGGCGCAAUCUACACCACACACACCCCGAUCAUCGCCCCCAAGGUCAGCGUGGCCGCAUACUUCAACAAGCGCCACACGGAGCGAAAACAAAAGACAACCUAUUCCAUCACUCUCCAAGGAGUCGUGGACCCCAACGGAGUCUUCACCGACAUCUGCGUCGGCUGGCCGGGCUCCAUGACCGACGAGCAGGUGCUCCACAAGUCAGCGCUGUUCCACCGCGCAAAUCUCUUUUCCACGUGGAUCGUCGGGAGUUCAGCCUUCCCGCUCGCGGAAUGGCUGCUGGUGCCGUACGCGCACCAGAAUCUGACGUGGACGCAGCACGCGUUCAAUGAGAAGAUCAACGAGGUGGCGAGGGAGGCGUUCACGCGCCUCAAGGCGCGGUGGAUGUGCCUGCGAAAGCGUACCGAGAUGAAGCUGCUCGAUCUGCCUGUCGUGCUCGGGGCGUGCUGCGUGCUGUAUAAUAUAUGCGAGAAUAGGAACGAGGGGAUCGCGGCGGACCUCAGGUUCGACCUCUUCGACGAUCUCAGCGCACCGGAGAAUCCCGUGAGGUCCGCUGAGGCUGUACAUGCCAGAGACCAGAUUGCGCACAAGCUCUUGUUGCAUCAUAGUCUCGCCGGCACUAAUUUUCAGUAGUCAUUAAUUUUUGGUCUAUUUUUUCAUAUACUAAGUCGUGUGUGGGAGGAUUAAUAAUUGAACUAUACCAGUAUAUCUAGUUUUUGUAGGAGUUGUAUGCAUUUUGAUUUGAAGCUAACAUUUGUUCAA